AUGAUCAUGUAAACAAAGUAAAUUAGACUAAAAUAUUGCAAAUAAUAAUUGAUUUCGAAUAAUUUAGAGUACAAGAUGACCUACUAUAUAAUCAAUAUAUUAAACAGUGCCAAUUUAGAAAAUUGCUUAUUUAUGUUCAAAGACUUGAAGUGGAUGUUCUAAAAGUAAUAACUUUGUGUUAUUCCAAAUAAGAAAAUCGAAAUUGUGUUCAGAACACAUAUUGCUAUCUUUUCAGUUUCAUUCAUGUUCAUUGAAAAAUUUGCAGAAAUUAUUUAAAAAGGAAUCAAAAACAAUCGAUCAUAAUUACUUAGUAAUAAGCGAAAGAAUACCGCAGUAUUUGCUUUCAAAUUAAAAUAAAAGGUAAACGAUAAAAUUAUGCCAAAUAAGGCUAUGUUACACACUGUAACGAAAUAAGGGCUCAACUCACUUAAAAUUGAAUUGUAAAUAAAAGUUAAUAUUGGUAUUUCGGAAUCGCAAAUUUAAGAUUCAAUCAUGAAAAGCUCAAUCAAGUAAAUAGGAAUGAUAAAGUAUUGA
Paramecium octaurelia is the source of this 534-nucleotide messenger RNA. The record is from the annotation of a GenBank genome assembly. NCBI's taxonomy places the organism in Eukaryota, Ciliophora, Oligohymenophorea, Peniculida, Parameciidae.